CGCAAUGCGGGUGUGCAGACAACGUGUGGGACCGCAGAGGCAGAGAAGAUAUCUGUUUCGGCACACCCUCUACCAUCCUUAUCAGCUCAAUCCCGCGCGAUCUUCACGGAACGGAUCGAUCUUCUCUGUUCGUCUGUCUGUCUGUCUGUCUCUCUCUCUCGCCACCCGACAACUUCUCAAGAGUUUUGAUCUCUUCCCAGAGAGUUAGCUGAGGCUUGGUUUACCUGGGGCGCGAUGGCCUCGGUCCCCGGGUAAUUAUUGAAUAGAGGGCGCUGUAAUUCGACCGUGAUUUCCCGGCGGUAUAAUUGGAUCGGGUAGAGGCCAAAGGUGUUUCGGAUCUAGAGGUUUCUUCAGAGUCAGUGACUCAACAAAUGGGUAUCUGAUACUUCAUCGAGAAUCGUCUGUGCCAGUAAGUUUUGGCUAUUUUUAGAGCCUGAAGACGCCUUGAUUCAUCGAAUUUGAUUAGAUUGUAUCGCGGGUUCUCUCCCUUGGGGUUGUUGCUUGAGAUGCCAAAGAGAGGUUGAGUAGGAGAUAACUGAUGGGGAUGCUUAAAUCUUGAUGGUUCAGUGGGUUUUUUGGGAGUACUGAGACAUAUUCCUGAAAGUUCUGUAUGGUUUCUGGAUUGUGGUAGGUGCAUAGUUCCUUUGAGUGGUUUCUCUGGUUGCUCGGUAUUCGACAGACUUAGCAGUCAACAAUUUCGGUCUAUCGGGGGCAAUUAGACUCUCCUUGAUGCGUUUCGUUUCAGUCAAAAGGGAAUUUCCAGGUCGAAAUUCUUGACAAUCUCAAAGUGUUAUCCUUGUUUCCAAGCUUAGAGUAGCUGCAACUGAGCUUAUUCAGGAAUGGCCGGCAAUAAGAUCAUUGUUUGGUUUAGGAGGGACCUCAGAAUUGAUGAUAAUCCAGCAUUAUCUGCUGCUGCUAGAGAUGGUCGUGUGCUUCCUGUGUUCAUAUGGUGUCCGAAAGACGAAGGGCAAUUCUACCCAGGGCGGGUUUCGCGGUGGUGGCUGAAGCAUUCUCUGUCACACCUUUCUCAGUCCCUCAAAUCUCUGGGUUCUCAACUUGUGCUGAUUAAAGCUGAUAGCACACUUGCUGCACUUUUGGCUUGCAUCGAUUCUGUGGGCGCGACAAGAGUGGUCUUUAAUCAUCUUUAUGAUCCUGUUUCACUGGUUCGUGAUCAUCACAUCAAGGAGCAAUUAGUGGAACUUGGUAUUUCCGUGCAAAGCUACAAUGCAGACUUGUUAUAUGAACCAUGGGAAGUGUACGACGAGAAAGGACUUGCUUUUACGAUGUUUGACAAAUACUGGAACAAGUGCAUGAACAUGCAAAUGGAACCCGUCUCUCACGCUCCUGUCUGGCGCUUAGAGCCAUUGCCAACUUCAGGAUUAGUGGAAAAUUGUUCGAUUGAAGACCUCGGUCUCGAAGAUGAAACAGAAAGAUCUAGCAACGCAUUAUUAGGAAGAGGAUGGUCGCCAGGUUGGGGCCAUGCUGAUAAGGCUUUGAGUGAGUUUAUCGAACAUCAUCUGGUCAGUUAUGCUGAAAACAGGUUGAAGGUUGGGGGUAACUCAACGUCGCUCUUGUCUCCGUAUCUCCAUUUCGGAGAAGUAAGUGUCAGGAAAGUCUUCCAAUCCACCCGUCUGAAGCAAAUUCUGUGGGCGAAAGAAGGUAAUUCUAGUGGGGAAGAAAGCGCAACUCUCUUUCUCAGGGCCAUUGGGUUUCGGGAGUAUUCGCGCUACCUUUGUUUCAACUUCCCAUUUACUCAUGAGAAGUCUCUGCUGAGCAAUUUGAAAUAUUUCCCAUGGUGCCCCGAUCAGACCUCUUUUAAGGCUUGGAGACAGGGCCGCACUGGCUAUCCGCUAGUCGAUGCUGGAAUGAGAGAGCUCUGGGCUACUGGGUGGAUACAUAACAGGAUAAGAGUGAUCGUCUCGAGCUUUGCCGUGAAGUUUCUGCUGCUUCCCUGGAAAUGGGGUAUGAAAUAUUUCUGGGACACGCUUUUGGAUGCAGAUUUGGAAAGUGAUAUCCUUGGUUGGCAGUAUAUUUCCGGGAGCUUACCGGACGGGCACGAGCUUGAACGUAUGGAUUGUCCUGAGGUUCAAGGAUGCAAGUUUGAUCCAGAAGGAGAAUAUGUGAGACAGUGGCUGCCUGAGCUAGCGAGAAUGCCGACGGAGUGGAUCCACCAUCCAUGGGAUGCACCCACCAGUGUGCUCAGAGCUUCGGGGGUUGAAUUGGGACUAAACUACCCGAAACCCAUAAUCGACCUGGAUGCUGCCCAAGUGCACUUAACAGAAGCCAUUUUCAAAAUGUGGGAACUGGAAGCCGCUGCCAGAGCAUCUAGCUCGAACUACACUGAUGAAGUCGUUGGAGAGAAUUCUGAGGGAGAUGAGAAUUCAAGCAUUCCGAAGGUUGUUCUAAAGGACAGGGUUCCUUCUUUUACCAUUUCUUCUAACGAUCAGAGGGUUCCCACGAUUCAGAAUUCAAAGGGCGGUCUUGCUUGCAAGAAGAGGCCAAAAGAGAUCGCGGUCAGCGAGAGGCAGCCAGUCCGUGAGAACUUGCAGGAUGAACCGGGGGGCUCGAGAAGGGAUGAGGAAGUGUGCUCCACAGCAGAAUCUUCGGCAGCUAAAAGACAGACAAUUAGCAGAGAUUCGUUCUCGGUACCCCAGUCUUGUACUUCAUCGAAUGCCUUGACUUCAAACGAACAGGAGAUUUGAUGUUUUAACCUGAAGUAGGAGUUCCAGGAACAAGUAGACAUUGAACAUGGUACGGGAAAAGAUGGGAUCUAAGUCAGAGUUCUUAUACUGCAAUUUUGAAACAAUCUUGACUCAAGGAUUUGGGAAACUUGCGGAACUGCUUCCUCCAACAGUCAUUGAAUCCAUCUCUACUAUUGGUUCCUGACUGCAGAGAAUGCCUUGCUUUGUCAGGAGACUCUGGUCACAUGAUGCCAUGAGUAAAAUCGUGACAGACAAAUGUGGAUCCGAUCUUCGUCAUCAUUUAUGUGUACAUACUAAUAAACGUAGCAAGUCUUUUACUUUGAUCGCUUCAGCCUGAAAAUCUCUCUUUGAGAUCACAUGAACAGUUUUAAAAAUGGUCUGUAAUUUGUGGACGAGGGUUUUGUAUUGAAGGUCAAAGUUCUCAAAAUCAUGUACAUCUAAUGCAGGUAGAAGCUCAACACAGAAACAUCCACCUCAUAUUGAACUUCAUGUUUCUGAUACAGUAUAUGUUUAGUUGCGUGGUUAUGGAAGUGAGAGCUGAAAUUA
This is a messenger RNA of Eucalyptus grandis, 3248 nucleotides long. Its product is annotated as cryptochrome-1. Gene Ontology annotation, biological process: entrainment of circadian clock by photoperiod; blue light signaling pathway; circadian regulation of gene expression. The record is from RefSeq and is a predicted model, not a curated record. Gene Ontology annotation, cellular component: cytoplasm; nucleus. Gene Ontology annotation, molecular function: DNA binding; FAD binding; blue light photoreceptor activity. The transcript is spliced from 4 exons. Bases 840 to 2702 code for a protein of 620 amino acids. Lineage: Eukaryota; Viridiplantae; Streptophyta; Magnoliopsida; Myrtales; Myrtaceae.